AUGAUAAGCAGUGGUGGUGGCUGCGCUGCCAAUGUCAUGCCGGAGACUAAUGACUGUUCGUCGUAUUUUCAACAACUUCUCGAUGAUACCGCCGACGUCAACGGCACCAAAUGGAGUGGGCUAAUUGAGUUUGGCGUACAUGGACGUCCCAUCAUCAAUUUUGAAUUGCAAAAGAGCCAUUACCAUGUCUUACUGGAUAUCUUGGAUGGCAAUAAUGUAGCCAUUAAUGUGUCGUUUCCGAGUAAAUUCCAAAAAUCAAUUUUGAAAAUUGUCAGCAUUGAAUUGGACUAUCAAGUCAUCUGUGAAGAUAAAAAUGUUCGUAAGGGAGAAUUAUUCAGUUUUGACUUUAAAUUCAAGGCGCCGAGUGAAUUAAUUAAAAGAGUAUCGGAAGAAAUUGAGUACGAUGAAAAAGGAUUGAAAUCGAUAAAGUGUGGUGUUCCCCAUGUUGAUGAGUCGAGUCAAAGAGUUGACAUUGUAAAGCUGGAUGAAGAUCGUCUCGACUCGAAAAUAUGGCCGUGGAUAGCUUCGUUGUACGUGAGAAAUAAAUAUCGAUGCACAGUGACGAUGAUAACGAGAUCAGAGGGAGUCACGGCAGCAAAUUGUCUCUCAGAGCAUAGUUUUGAGAUGAGAAUUGAAACGUACAACAAUAAAAAUUUCCGUGUCAGAAAUGCCGUUAAAAACGACUCUUUAGCCUUGAUAUUCCUUGAAGAUGGAAUAAGUGAUCCAGAUUUUGUUCCCGCUUGUUUGUCUCCAAACGACAAAGCAACAUUUGACUUCGAUCAUGGUUCCGUAAUUGGUUUUGAAAAGAAAUUUCAUGAAGAUUACGUCGUUUUAAAUCGUGUCAACAUGACGUCAAUGUCCAUUAAAGACUGUAUUUCCGUAAAAAAUGGCACUUCAAAAGCAACUUUCAAUGAAAGCCAUUUCUGUGGCAUCAGCAAAAACGGCUUGACAUGGCUUGAAUUAGAUGGGCUCGAUGGUGCCGGAUACUACACAAUUCAAAACGCAAAUCAAUGGUUUCUUGACGGCAUUAUUUACGAAUGUCUCAAGGUGAAUAACACGGAUGACUGUGAUUUUGAUAGUCCAAUUAUAAUUGUGGAUUUGCCGAAUGACUGGGUGCACAAUUUAACGUUGUACCAUCCGUUAGGCUUACAGCGACGAUAUCAAAGGAGAUAUGACGACGACGACAUUCAUGAUGCUGACAGCACAAAAUCGCUAACAAUUUUGCUAAUUCUAACAAUUACGUUGUUGGGCAUUGUUGCGAUGUGGGCAUUGUGGUAUGUUUUGCGACGCCGAAGAAGUAGACCACUAAUUAGUGAAGUGCCAUCGAUACUGAGUACGAAUGAUGGGAUACAGCUACUUAAGCGGGAGAAUAAAAGAUUUAGUUAUUUGAAUUAA
This is a messenger RNA of Culicoides brevitarsis, 1395 nucleotides long. RefSeq lists its product as uncharacterized. The record is from RefSeq and is a predicted model, not a curated record. Bases 1 to 1395 code for a protein of 464 amino acids. Gene Ontology annotation, molecular function: serine-type endopeptidase activity. Gene Ontology annotation, biological process: proteolysis. NCBI's taxonomy places the organism in Eukaryota, Metazoa, Arthropoda, Insecta, Diptera, Ceratopogonidae. The transcript is spliced from 4 exons.